GGUCGUGGAUAUUUUUGACAGAAAAUAAAAUAAACACGGAAUUCUCAGAGAAGAUUUUUCCGAAGAUCCUUUCCGUUCAUAAGAAGUUUGGUAAAAAACACUGCAUGAUAUUUCGCAACUUUUACUCUUUCUGAGCGUGACGUCGAUUGUUACCUACCUCUUGAAUGAAUUCUGCAGUUAAAAUGGCUCGUUCCUUGAAAUUGGCUCUGAUCCAGAUGGAGGUGUCUGCGAUAAAAGCUGACAAUUUAAUGAGGGCCAUGAACUUGGUCGCAGAGGCCAAGAAGCAAAAUGCAGAUGUUGUGGUCCUGCCCGAGUGUUUCAACUCUCCCUAUGGAACAAAGCACUUUGAGCCCAACGCUGAGGAAGUCCCUUCUGGACCCAGCUGCAUUGCCUUGUCUGACUGUGCCAAGGCAAAACAAGUACAUCUGAUCGGCGGAUCUAUUCCCGAAAGACUAACUGAAAAUGGCAUUGCUAAAUUGUACAACACUUCCACUGUUUGGUCCCCAGAAGGAAAUUUAAUUGCCAAACACCAGAAAACUCAUUUGUUUGAUAUUGACAUUCCUGGAAAAAUUACCUUCAAAGAGUCGGAAACUCUCUCUCCUGGCAAAGGCUUGACCACUUUUAACAUUGCUGCUUGGAAAGUCGGCCUGGGAAUUUGCUACGAUCUACGUUUCAAUGAAAUGGCUACUAUCUACAGAAAGCUUGGGUGCAGCUUGCUUUUGUACCCCGGAGCAUUCAAUAUGACCACCGGCCCUUUGCACUGGGAACUUCUGAUCAGAGCCAGAGCUGUAGACACGCAGUGCUUUGUGGCAGGAAUAGCCCCUGCAAGGACAAAAGGAGCAGGCUAUCAGAGUUAUGGCAACACGAUGCUAGUCGACCCUUGGGGGAAGAUUCUCUGCAGGGCCGAUGCUGACGAGGAGAUUGUUUACGCUGAUAUAGACCUGUCAACAGCUGAGGAGUUCAGACAGAAUAUUCCUGUUUAUUCUCAAAGAAGAACUGAUCUUUACGACACCAUCGAAAAGUGAGACCCCCUAUUUUGUUAUAGCUCAUUAUUAUUGCAUGCACAUAGACAAUAAUUCUGCAUAAGAAGAGAACUUGCUUUUAAAAAGGGAUAUUAAAAUGAGCAGUAGUUUUUAUAGAGGGAGAGAAAUAAAUAUUUUGAAUAAUAAAAACAAUACAAUUUUGC
Molecule: messenger RNA, 1186 nt
Organism: Neocloeon triangulifer
Lineage: Eukaryota; Metazoa; Arthropoda; Insecta; Ephemeroptera; Baetidae
Product: omega-amidase NIT2
Exons: 6
Coding region: 165-1025 (286 amino acids)
Biological process (GO): oxaloacetate metabolic process; L-glutamine metabolic process
Cellular component (GO): mitochondrion
Molecular function (GO): omega-amidase activity
Source: RefSeq, a predicted model, not a curated record